AGCCAACCCAAUUGUGCACCUUAUAAAGCCAUGGGUUGACAGUCCCUGGCCGACCAUUCAAAUGGAGGCGAUUGCCACUUGGACACUGGCCCUGCUGCGGCUGCUGCAGCUGCUCAGCUGGAGCACUGCGAUGGGACGCUACUCCCUGGGCACAGAGAAGGAGCAGGAGCAGGAGCAGCGCCCCCUGUGGAUUCUCGAGGAUGGGCUGGCGAAGCGGCAGCGGGAGGAGCGUGCUGACUCGGACUAUGCGACCACAACCAGGAGGCCUGUGGGAUGGCGACGAAAUGAUCGCCAGCCGGGCUCCAUUACCUUUCUGGUGCGGCACGAGGAGCGUUCCGCUGUGGCUCCAGCUCCAGCUGCGACUCGUGGUACGCUGCCACAGCGACGGUUCAUGAUGCCGCAUCGCCUGCAGCUGCCCCACCAGUAUGUGCAGCCGCGCAGAACGAGUCCGGGCAGGAGCAGGGGCAGAAACCAUCGCAGGCUGAGCCAGCAGCGCCGGCGGCUGCCCGUCUUCGACAAUGGACCGGGUGACAAUGUGCUGGCGGGGGCGGAGCACCCAAUCUUCGUGUACAAUGGCACCAGGGGCGAGAUGAUCCUCAACACCAUGCUGAGCGCUCGGCGGUAUCCCAUGCAGGAGCCGGUGCCCGGCCAGGUGCUCUAUCCCCCCUCGACGCCCAUGUUCCGGCCAAAGCCAAUUGUCGAGCGGUUCCGAAUGCCCGGCCAACGGCAGCUGCUCAACCUCACGCUCAUUCCCUUCUACGCCCACGAGGCCAUCACCCCCAGCACCAGCACCAGCACAACCACAACGGAGCUGCCACCGACCACGCCCAUGCCAGCGCCCUACGAGACGCAGCUGCCGCGCAGCCAAAAGAAACGGAAGAGGAAGGAGAAGAAGGCCAAGCAGUACAACGCCUUCCACUCGCCCCAGGAGGUGGUCCAAUGGCAGACGGUGCUACGGCGAUCCACUGGAGACAAUCACCGCCAGAGCUCGGACACCGAGGGCGAGUCUCCUGCAGAGGAGGAGCAGGAAGAGAACGAGGUACUGCUGCCAGAGCAUGACUGGCAGGCGGAGGAGGAUGAUGCGCUGGUGGAGAGUGUGGAAGAGCAGGAGCAGAUCGAGCAGCAGGAAACAUCCACAGCCAGCCCAAGCAGCGUCAGUCCCUUCCAGAUCGUCUACUUCGAUGAGAGUCUGGAACGACCCGAGGCCGACAUGCUGGACAGCACCACCAGCCCACCUCCACAGCGGCUGAGCUCCCGCUAUGCCCUGAAGCGGGAAUACUACGCCUUUCCGGUCUACACGCUGGGCAAGCUCCUGCAGCCACAGUCCCAGGCGGAGGAGGAGCAGCCGAAGAUCGAUCGAUCCGCGAGAAGCUCCUCUGAGCAUGCACCCAGCACUUGGUUCAUCCUGAAUUCGCGCUACAAGGGACCGCAUCACAGAUGGCCAGGCACGGGCGUGGACAACCAAACGAAGUACUACACAUCCAAGUACAUAGAGAAUGCAUUCAGGCCACGAUAG
Messenger RNA from Drosophila subobscura, 1516 nucleotides. RefSeq lists its product as uncharacterized. The record is from RefSeq and is a predicted model, not a curated record. The coding region runs from base 62 to 1516 and encodes 484 amino acids. Lineage: Eukaryota; Metazoa; Arthropoda; Insecta; Diptera; Drosophilidae. The transcript is spliced from 2 exons.